Condylostylus longicornis is the source of this 2892-nucleotide messenger RNA. RefSeq names its product V-type proton ATPase 16 kDa proteolipid subunit c (gene Vha16-1). NCBI's taxonomy places the organism in Eukaryota, Metazoa, Arthropoda, Insecta, Diptera, Dolichopodidae. Gene Ontology annotation, biological process: proton transmembrane transport. Gene Ontology annotation, molecular function: proton-transporting ATPase activity, rotational mechanism. The transcript has 3 exons. The coding region runs from base 357 to 827 and encodes 156 amino acids. Gene Ontology annotation, cellular component: proton-transporting V-type ATPase, V0 domain. The record is from RefSeq and is a predicted model, not a curated record.
UAAAUUUUGACAAGACGAAAGUUGUAAAGUUUUCUCAUUGAAUAUUUUCUGAUCAGAGUGCUUCAGUUCUUCGCAGUAGUUUCUUUCAGUUUUGGUGUGUGUUGGGAAUAGACCAGUCGUAUAUUUGCAGACAACCUGUAAAUACUCCGUCUUAGACAAAAAAAAAAGUUAAUUUCUAAAAAAAGAGUAUCAAAAAAUUUAUUUUUGAUUUAAAGAAAAAAUUUCAAGUUUUACAUUUCCAAAUAGAGUAAAUUGAAAUAAAGAAAAGUUAAUAAAACUUUUCCGAAAAAGAAAAAUAAUUAUAAUACUAGUUUAAAGCUUUUAAUAAAUAAAAAACACAUCAAAUUUAAAAAAAAAUGGCAGAUGAUAAAGCACCCCCUUAUUCACCAUUUUUCGGAGUUAUGGGAGCUGCAUCAGCUAUUAUAUUUAGCGCACUUGGUGCGGCAUAUGGCACAGCAAAAUCAGGCACAGGUAUCGCUGCAAUGUCAGUGAUGCGACCUGAAUUGAUUAUGAAAUCUAUCAUUCCUGUUGUCAUGGCUGGUAUUAUUGCUAUUUAUGGACUGGUCGUAGCGGUUCUUAUUGCCGGUAAUUUAGGUGAAGCGCCUGGUUACACAUUAUAUAAGGGCUUUAUUCAUUUGGGAGCCGGUUUAGCUGUCGGAUUUUCAGGAUUGGCAGCUGGUUUUGCAAUCGGUAUUGUUGGUGAUGCUGGUGUAAGAGGUACAGCACAACAACCACGUUUAUUCGUUGGUAUGAUUUUGAUCCUUAUUUUCGCUGAAGUAUUAGGUCUGUACGGUCUCAUUGUCGCUAUUUACUUGUACACAAAAUAAAUAGCUAAUUUUAGGAGACUAUUAUUUUUCAAAUUUUUAUCUUAAUUUCUUUUAAAUUUAUUGAUUCAUUUUUUUUUUUUUUGUUUUGAUUUCGCCAAUUGUAUGUUUAGUUUUUUUCUUACUUUUUAAUUUUCUGUUAUAAUUUUUCUUUAUCCUUUAUAAUAAUAAUUAUAUUAUAAAUUUAAAAUAAAAUUUCUUUUGUAAAUUUUUCGUCAUCCACAAGCAAAACUAAGAAAAAAAUCAUAAUUAUAUACAAAAAAUAAAUAAGAAAAUUAAAAUAAUUAAUUAUAUAAUAAGCUCAUUUUCUCUUGGAAAUAAUUAAAGAAACAAAAACAAAUUAAAAGUAUAAUAAAAAAAUAUUUAAAAAAGGAUGUAUUCAUUGUUAUCAUUAUUAUUAUUACAAUUAUAAUUAUUAAAAGAAAUUAAUUAAUUAUAUGAAAAGUGAGGAGAAAACCAAUACAAAAACAAAAAUUAAGAAAAAGUUAGAAUCCAAAUUUUAAUUAAUUGAAAACAAAAAAAGCGAAAAAGGAUUAAACUAAACAAAAAAUAAAUAAAUAAGGAAACAAUAUUAUAUAUGUAUAAAUUAAAUUAAAAUAAAAACAAAUAACAAAAAGAAAAUAUGUAAUAUUAAAUGUAAAUUUUAUUUGUUUAAUGAAAAUAUAUUUAAUAAAAUAAUAAAUUAAUUAAAAAAAAUCAAAGAAAAAUUGUAUAAGAUAUAUAAAAUAAACAGUCACCACCACACUUAAAGUAUUGAAUUUUAAAAUUUAAUUUUUUACAUUAAUUGGGGUGCCUUCAGAAUAUCUUGAUUAUUAUCCUCAAGCCCUAAGAUUUUUGAAAAUUUUAUUAAUUUUCAAUAGUAUAUUGAAAACAAAAUUCGAAAUCACUACGAUUUUUGAAAAUAUUUUAUUUUUACAUAUAAAAAUAAAAAAAAAUUUACUUUAGCAAGUUUACUUUUACAAAAUUGAAAGAUAAAAUAUUCAGUGUUACUAUAUAUCCAAAAAUAAAUAGUAUUCAUUAUAAAUGUACUUGGCAAUUAUAUUUUCAUUUAAUUCCAUUCACUUUAAAUGCCAAAAACAUUCAUGAUUUAUAAUUGAUAAACUGGAAGCACUUCUUAGAAAUAUACAUAUGUAUGAGUACGUAGAUAUAUUCGCUUUAUUUUUUUUUUUGUAAUAUAUCAAUAUUUUUUUAUUAUAAUUACUGGGAAAAUUUUAUAAAAAGCUGGGUACUUGACCAUUUUGCCUAAUAUAUUCAUAAAAUAUAAUAUCAUUAUCAUAUUUUAAAUUGAGUCAAUCAAAUUCAAAUCACAAAUUUAGAAAUGAAAAAAAAAAUAAUAAACAUAAUGCGAAAUUAGAUUUUUCGGAGUUCUGUAAAAAAAGGGAAUAACUUCAUUCUAAAUAAUAAGAUCUCAAUUUGUCAUUGAUAAUUUCUGAGUAUAGAUAUAAGCUAAAAUUUUCCAUAAAAGAUUAAAAAUAUUGAUUCGAAUUCUGAUUUGAAAUGAAACGUUUACAUUUUUUUAAAUUUCUCUAAAUUUGAUCAAAGGGUUUUGGUUUUCGAUUUAAAACAACAUUUAUGUUUUGUAUUAUCUUCAAACAUUCAUUUCCUUAAUGCUUUGAAAUAGGAUGUAUUUAAGUUUUUGAAAAACAAAUUAUUGUUGAUGCAUAUAUAAAAAUUAAAUUUCAUAAAUACAAAAACUAAGGUGUAAACUAAACUAAAAUGAAGCGUUUGUCGUCUCAACUUUAUAUAAAACAUAAAACAGAAACUAUUUUAAUAAUUAAUUAAAUUCUUAUGUUGUUGUUCUUUGUAAAAUAGUAAAAAUUAAUUAUUAAUAAUUAUAAAAACAUAAAAAAAAAAAACAAAAAAAAAUAAAAAAAAAAAACAAUUGAAAAAUUUAAACCAAAAUGUAAGAAGUGAAAUAAUGUAAUUUACAAUACACGUUUAAUUUUUCCGAUUAGAUUUUUAUUUUUUAAUUUUUAAAUUUAAAAAAAUGUGAAAUAUUGUAAUAAGAAUAAAUAUAUAAAUAAAAUAAUAUAAAAAAAGUAAAUAAAUAAAUCUGCCAACAACAGAA